Molecule: messenger RNA, 1218 nt
Organism: Cercospora beticola
Lineage: Eukaryota; Fungi; Ascomycota; Dothideomycetes; Mycosphaerellales; Mycosphaerellaceae
Biological process (GO): peptidyl-threonine phosphorylation; peptidyl-serine phosphorylation
Cellular component (GO): cytoplasm
Molecular function (GO): ATP binding; protein tyrosine kinase activity; protein serine/threonine kinase activity
Source: RefSeq, a predicted model, not a curated record
AUGCCAUUCAUUUGUCCUUCUAUUCGCAACCUUCGUAUCUCAAGCUCAAAACUCAGACCCGGCUCGAAUUUGCCAUUUUGUCUGCCACGUCGACGAAUCUCAUCUUCGCCGACUUGGAUCGAAGAAGAAACGUUGGCAGGAUACAAGUCCUCCAAAUACUAUCCCGUCAAAAUCGGAGAAACGAUUCAAGACACAUACAAAAUCCGAGUCAAGCUCGGAUAUGGUAGACACUCCACGACUUGGCUUUGUACUGAUUUGCAAAACUCGUUCAAAGUCCUGAAGAUAUUGACCGCUAACGACGGUGUCUCUCGAGAAGCGCAAGUCUUGAAGCAUGUACGAGAUAGUGCCACGGAGUCGCAAAGUCCAGGCAAAUACUGCGUCCGCCGGGCAGAGGACAUCUUCGUUAUCCCGGGUAAAAAGGGCAACAGGCAUCAAUGCUUCGUUUUCGAGCCUCUGGGACCAAAUCUUCUCGAAUCUGCAUCGCAGAGAAAGAGAACGUCACGAAAUGGCUUCCAUAUUGAUGAAGUACGCUGGAUGACCGUUUACUUUGUGCACGCUUUGGAUUUCUUGCACCAGCACGGAGUCGUGCAUACAGACCUGAAGCUUGACAACAUCCAGCUGACACUUCCUGAUAACGAAAAGGAAAUACUUGACGCCUUCGUUUCUGCUGCCGAGGCCGAAAAUCCGAGCACGAUCAGAACAAACGCUGAUGGCGCGCCAGUCUACACGUCUCGCCAAAUGUUUCAAGAUGAGCUCACUUUUCCCAUUCUCUGCGAUCUAGGAUCCGCAAAACUUGGGAAGCCGCCACAUGAAGGCUUGGUGCAAGCACUGCCGUAUCGAGCACCGGAAGUCAUGCUCGGAGCGAGUUGGGAUUCCAAGAUCGAUAUAUGGAGCUUGGGUGUUUUGAUCUGGGAACUUGUUCUUGGAGAACGACUUUUCGGAGAGAAGUCGCAAGAAACCUCGCUCGAAUUAAUGUUGCGCUACCUGGGCCCUCCGCCUGACGAAUUUCUUCAGCGCUGUUCUCGACGGGAUGAGUACUUUGAUAGUAAUGAUCAUUGGAGGCACGGCAAGAUAGAGCGUAUGGACUUGGAAGAUCGAGUGGAGAUGACGAUGGAUAUGCCGCUCUUCUUUGAUUUUCUGCGCAGUAUGCUGAGAUGGGAUCCACGCGAGCGACUUUCAGCAUUGGAGCUGUUGGAGCAUCCAUGGCUGCGAGUAUAA